CGAGGGCUCGACCUCUCGCCCGUCCCACGUGCUUCCUCCUCCAUUCCCCACAGCAACACCCUUCCGCGAAGUCCCACACAAGCCAAAGUGAAACGAUGAAGUUGUCGGAGAUGCUUCUUCCUCAUCAGGGGUUCGAAAUCACAGUUCGACGCUUCGGAUUCUAAGAAGAAUACAAUCCAGUCGUUGACCUCCUCUCGUAGCGUCAGUUGUUUGCAUGCGUGCAUGGAGACUCCCAAGUGAGCACAAAAUGAACCGCCAGUGGCUUCCGCGUUGUGUGUAGGAAGACGAAGCCUUCACACGUCGGAACUAUUGAGAUAUCCAUACAACCCCAGUCGUGUUGUACUACUUGAGUCAAUGCUACAUUGAUUACUGGAACAUGCAGUGUUUUCAGAUCAGGCGUCGGAAUAAAGUAAUGCAUGAUUCCUGACCUUCUACCUAUAUAAAAGCACCACCCCUCCCCUCCUCCUCAACAUUAACGAGUCCAACAGGAAGCGGCAGUACUGUGCAGCGAAUGGGGAUCGGCAUGACGAGCUUGGUGAAGAAGAUGGUAGUCUGCGGUGGCGGCAGGAGCUUCCCGGGCGGGCUGCCGGAAGGCCGUAUCUGGGUGUGCGUGGGCACGGAGGGGGCGGCGGUGCAGAGGUUCGAGGUGGAGGCGAACUUCUUGAACCACCCGCUCUUCGAGGACCUGCUGCGGCUGUCGGUGCCGGAGUUCGGCUACGCAUACGAGGGGGCGCUGCGGGUCGCGUGCGGCAUCGACUUCUUUCUCUACUUGCUCCAGCGGCUGAGGAGCAGCGACCCCUCCGUCCACUACAUGGAGCUGCAGGACCUGAUGGCCAGCUUCUACGAGUCGGCGGGCGGUAGCGGACAACAUCGUCCGAGUUGCCACCACCACCGCCGCCGCCGCCGAUUCUAAUUUUCCUAUAACAAAACUAUUCUCUAAUUCUUUUUUUUUUCUUCUUCUAAAAAAAAAGAAGAAAUAUUUGCUCUCUCUGCUUGUAAUUAAAUAUUAUUAUUGUUUUACUUAUAUACAUACAUUCUUGAAAA
Messenger RNA from Musa acuminata AAA Group (dessert banana), 1044 nucleotides. Its product is annotated as auxin-induced protein X10A-like. The record is from RefSeq and is a predicted model, not a curated record. Gene Ontology annotation, biological process: response to auxin. The coding region runs from base 512 to 913 and encodes 133 amino acids. The transcript has a single exon. Lineage: Eukaryota; Viridiplantae; Streptophyta; Magnoliopsida; Zingiberales; Musaceae.